UUGUACUGAUAACUAGAAAAAUAACAUAAUUCAAAGCCAAUACUAUUUAAUUCUUUCCCUUAUAACUCAAUUUCAACAAUAACCGAUAAACAAAAUAAUUUAGAAAACAAAUAAUUUAGUGUUUAAAAAUGCGUCGCAAAAAAGGCAUUUUUUAUAUGAAAUGAGGCAUCAUAAAUAAGAAUUUAUUCAUUUUGUUUUAGUUUAUUUGUAUUUUGCUAUGUACUAUGAUGAUGCUGAACAUUUUUUGAAUGUUUCAGUAUAUUCAGUCAUUCAGAAAUAUUUAUUUUUACAUAAAAUAACACAAAUUAAAAUUAUCUGUUACGUCGGGGUAGAAUGAGCAGCGUUUUGUGGGGUGUCAUCGCCAUGACAAAUUGCACCAUAACCUAUAAUGUUCAGUUUAUUUACAUUCGUACAAGCAAACGUGGCUCUAUAUUUUUGGAAGUUUUUCGCGAAAAUUAAGUAGAAAUAAUGGUUUGGUGCUACAAAAGUGUCGGUAAAAAGAAACAGUGGUCGUUAACGAAUCUUCGUGCGGCGGUAAACGCAGUUAAUCAGCAAGGAUUCUCGAAAAAUAGAGCCGCUAUUGAGUACGGUGUACCUCGCCAAACAUUGAAUCGAUACUUGCGAUGUCCGGAACACGAUGUGCGUGAAAAUACGAUGCCAACCGGUACAGUAUUUACCCGACAGCAAGAAGAGGACCUAAUGCAGUACUUACUGGACAUGGACAAACGCCUGUAUGGCCUCUCUCUUUGAGAUUUGAGGAGCGUUGCGUAUCAAUUGGCCGAGAAGAAUCACAUUAAGCAUCGGUUCAGUCGCAAAACACAGCUUGCAGGAUACGAUUGGGCUUGCGGAUUUCGCAAACGACAUCCUAAAUUGGCUUUACGAUCCCCGGAACCAACGUCUGUUGCUAGAGCACAAGGGUUCAACAAGGUUGCUGUCAAUGGAUUCUUCGAUAUUUUGGAAGACAUUUUCGACAACACUAGGUUCCCUCCGAGCAGGAUAUAUAACAUUGACGAAACGUCGAUUCUAACCGUUCAAACAAAAACGUCCAAAGUUAUCUCCCUAAAAGGAAAGCGUCAGGUUGGAUGUAUUGCUUCGGCAGAUAGAGGAGUCCUAUCUACGGCUUGCAUAUGCAUGUCUGCAGCAGGACACUUCAUACCACCGAUGCUUAUUUUUCCUAGAGUACGACUGACGGUCCAAUUGAAAAAGGGAGCACCACCGGAAACACUAUUCAGCUGUAAUACUACGGGCUGGAUAACCAUUGACGAUUUUUCUGCGUGGUUUGAUCACUUUUUGGCCCAUACAAGACCUACAGCAGAAAGUCCAGUGAUACUGCUACUGGAUGGACAUGCAUCCCACACAAAGAACUUGGAGUUCCCGGAUAAAGCCAAGCGUUCACAUGUAACGGUGGUUUCCAUGCCUCCCCACUGUAGCCACAGGCUUCAACCACUUGACGUCAGCUUCAUGGGACCUCUUAAAACUAAUAUGUCUCAAGUAAUUGAGAAGUAUUUAAAAAUGAAUCCAGGAAAGGUCAUCACACUGAAUGAAAUUAGUGCACUGUUUGGAAAAGCUUACCUUCGCUCAACAUCAGCUUCUGUUGCAGUGAACGGAUUCAACAAAACCGGCAUCGCACCUUUCAACAGAGCAGUGUUUACGGACGAUGACUUCGCACCAGCUGAUGUGUCGGAUAUACCGUUGACAUCGAACGGUGGAUCUUCGAGUAAUGAGACCACUACGGAGGAUAAAAACCGACAACAGUUUCAGGGUGUUAAUGAUGGCCUCGCAACAAUUGAUCUAACGAAAACACUCCCAAACACUGUUGAAGGUUCCCAGUGUGACGUCCAUUCCGACGACGAAGAUGGGCCAUUUCUAGGAUUCGAUGACGUUGACAUCACUGCCAAGAAAAUUACGGGGAUUCCAACAAAGCGUUCGACACAGCUGAACAAGUCAUUUUCCGUAGGACCAACAGCAAUACGUCCAUUUCCCAAAAUGGAAUUGAAGGAACGAAAGAGUGGUAGGAAGAAGGAAAAAUCUAAAAAACUGACAUCCAGCCCAUACCGAAAUGCUCUAAGAUCACUGCAAGCUGCUAAGGAAAUAAUGCAACUGAAGGUAUCAGAAAGAGGUUCAAAAAGGCGUCCUUAUGGCGCACCUAAGCCAAGACGUCAACAAAAAGAAAACCGAAUUGUACAAGAUGUACUAUGUGAAACUUGCGGUAUCUGCUUCAGUUCGUCAGGAAAUGGACGUGAUUGGGAAAAGUGUAGCAAAUGCCACAUUUGGUUUCACAAACUUUGCGCAGAGUAUGACUUGCCGUAAGUGAGUGCUUUGAAUUCGUUAUUCGUUCUAUGCGAGAGCGAAAAUGUUGUUUGUUUUUUUUUUCAUUCAAACGUAUGAAUUAUUUUACCUUUAAAUCCUAAAAGGUUACUUAAAUAAAAGGAUUUGAUUUAUUUGUAAACGAUGUUUUAAUUUUAUCAUAAAAAUGUAUAAGAAAAUCGCAUAAAAAAUAAAAAUAAAAACUGCUCAUAUUACCCCGACAGGGUGCUCAUAUUACCCCGUCAGCACCUGAACACGCAAGAAAAUCUACAUUUUUUAUAAGUGUAAUAUAUAACUCAUUUAAAACUUUAUUCGAUACUAGUUAACCAGAAAUGAGCUCUUACAUUGUAAAUCAUUGAUUUCUUUGAAAAAAACAAUGUAAUUCAUUAUCACGUACGUCGUACGACAUUAUUUUCUUAAGGUGGCCAAACUGCCCCACUUUCCCCUAUUUUAUACUUGCUCCUGUGGGAAAUACAUACCUUGUACAGUUUUAAA
Aedes aegypti (yellow fever mosquito) is the source of this 2802-nucleotide messenger RNA. RefSeq lists its product as uncharacterized. Gene Ontology annotation, cellular component: nucleus. The coding region runs from base 1132 to 2310 and encodes 392 amino acids. NCBI's taxonomy places the organism in Eukaryota, Metazoa, Arthropoda, Insecta, Diptera, Culicidae. Gene Ontology annotation, molecular function: DNA binding. The record is from RefSeq and is a predicted model, not a curated record. The transcript is spliced from 2 exons.